AGAAGAAGAAGAAGAAGAAGAAGAAGAGAAGGAGGAAGAAGAAGAGGAGGAGGAAGACGAAGAGGAGAAGGAGGAGGAGGAAGACGAAGAGGAGGAGGAGGAGGAGGAAGAAGAAAUAUUCACGAGCACCCGACUUACCAACCGCGGGGUGCAAGCGACUGCUGGAACGGACGCGGCCUGGCCGGGCUGCUGCGUGGAGCCGCCGAGCGCAGGCGGCGGGCGCCGGGCGGCGCGGCAACGCGUCGCUCGGCGCGGGGCCUGCGCGGGCGGCGGCGUGCCUGUGGCCGCGGCGCGAGCGCUGCGCGCGCUCGGGCCGCGCCUCGAGCUGGAGCUGGCGGUGGACGGCGCGCACGCCGCCGCCUCCUACUUCAAGCACGCGGCGCCGCUCUUCGCGGCGCGCUACGAGUUCGCGCACGGCCCGCUGUGCGGCCCGGCGCUGCUGCCGGCCGCCGCCGACGGCGAGCUGGCCUUCCCGCACCUGGAGGCCCUCGGCCUGGUCGAGGCGCCGCGCGCGCUGCGCUGCCUCUGGGAGAUCCGGGUGUCGCCGCAGCGCGACCUGUGGCUGCACUUCGACAAGCUGCGCUUCGCGUCGCGCGUGUGCGAGGAAGGAAGGCUGGAGGUGCGGCUGCCGUCGCGCGCCGCGCCGCUCGUCGCCGUGUGCGGCGCCAACGUCAGCGCCCUGCGCGAGCUGCCCGUGCUCUCCGCGGCAGACCUGGGCCCCGACCCCGCCGUGCUCGUGCACUUCACCGCCUCCGUGACGCCGGCGCGCGCGGCCUUCAAAGUGGUGUGGACGGAGCUGUUCCACCUGCCGCGCAACCCCGACGGCUCGCUGGCCACGUCGCGCCUCACGGAGGGCGGCGGCGGCGGCGGCGGCGACGGCUGCGACUUCCUCUGCCCCGGCGACGCGGGCCUCUGCAUCCCGGCGCGCCUCGUCUGCAACGGCGUCGUCAACUGCCCCAACAGCACCAGCUCGGAGGGCGGCGCGGGCGCGUCGGGCGGCGGCGCGGGCGGCGUGGGCGGCGCGGGCGCCGACGAGCGGAGGCGCAUCUGCGCGACGCCCGAGCAGCCGUCGGCCGACCCGCAGCGACGAUGGCCGCUGGUGGCCGGCGCGUGGGCGCUGCUGGCCGUCGCCUGCCUGGUGCUUGCUGUGCCGCUGCUGCGGCGCUGGUGCCGCAAGCGGCCGCCGCCGCCGCCGCCGGACCCGCGCAUGCGCAUGCCUUA
Messenger RNA from Gryllus bimaculatus (two-spotted cricket), 1221 nucleotides. NCBI's taxonomy places the organism in Eukaryota, Metazoa, Arthropoda, Insecta, Orthoptera, Gryllidae. The record is from the annotation of a GenBank genome assembly.